This is a messenger RNA of Seminavis robusta, 1151 nucleotides long. The record is from the annotation of a GenBank genome assembly. Lineage: Eukaryota; Bacillariophyta; Bacillariophyceae; Naviculales; Naviculaceae.
UCCAUUCGCUUCUCGAGCAAAGAAUGAAUGCAAAGAUACUUUCUCGUCGGAGGAAGCAGCAUUUUCAACUUCCAGCAGCCAGCAGUCAAUUGCAAAAUAUAAAAUUACUGGCUAUCGCAGCUUGGUAGAUUAUUACUUUUUCUUUGGAUCUCCAAGAGUUGCCAUCUCCACCAUGUUUGCAGCUGCUAACUCCCGUCGAGUGGCCUCUGUGGCGUUGCGCCAAUCUCGUGCUGUGGCUCGUCGAUUUUUGAGCGACGGCAAAACCAAAGUGGAAACCACGGCCAAAGAAGCCGCCACCAAGGCGGAACCCGUGGCCAAAAAGGUGGAAGAAGAAGCUGCCAAGCCAGGCAUCUGGCACAGUGCUGAAUUUUGGGGUGGAAUGGGCGCCCUUGCCGGUUGGGGUAUGAGUGGUGCUGCUAUUUACGAUGCCGCCCAACAAGGUCCCGAAGUGAUUUCCAUGACCAUGACUCCCGUGUUGAUUGUGUACAGCACUCUUUUUGCCCGAUGGGCUUGGGUGGUGAAACCUCGCAAUUUGUUGCUCAUGGGAUGUCACGUCACCAAUGUGGCCGCGCAACUCAAUCAAUUGCGACGUGCUCUGGAGCACAAGUCUGCCACUGGACAGCAGAAACAGGUCGAUGAUUUGAGAGAUAAAACCAUGGUCGGCGGUGCGGUCUUGGCAGGAUCCCUUUUGGCGGGUCCUCAUGUCCGUCAAAUGUUGACCAAGGCAAACUUGGGUGUGGUGACCACUGUGGCGGCUGCCGAUGCCGGUCCGUUUACUGUUCAUUUUUGGGCUCCCAUGUCCAAAUGGUUGAUUAGUGGAGCGUCCUUUUUGGAAUUGGAUCGACCCACCGACAAAAUAUCCUUGCCUCAAUAUACCGCUUUGACUUUGACAGGAUUCUUCUUUUCGCGAUAUUCCCUCUUGGUGAUACCCAUCAAUUACACUCUCUGCUCUGUCAAUGUUGCUCUCUUUGGCAGCAGUGCCUGGCAUUUGGGCCGAAAGAUCAAGGCUGAUUACAUUGAUUAAUUAAGAUUAAUGAUCAAACGCAAGACCAGAGUUUAUUGAGAGAUGGAUUGGCGAAAUGGAGCUUUCUUACAGUACGGUAGAGUUGAUGUCUGCUUAAAUAAAUUAAAAUUCGUUUGUCUUGUUGACC